UUUUGGCGACCAGUGGUGGCUAUGGCGGCUCUGGCGAGCUUCCUUGGCUGCUCGCCGCCGAUUCCUGGCGGCCGGAUGCCAACGAGGCGCGCACCGCGAAGAUUUUCCUGCCGAGCUGCCGGUGGUAAGAAGAAUUUGCCCAUAUCUCGCGCAGGCAAGGAGCCGGAGGAGGAGAGCCGCGAGAUUCUCAAUGCCUUCUUCCUGGGCAAGGCAUUCGCGGAUGCCGUGAACGAGCGCGUGACCAGCGCUGUGGGCGAGCUUCUCAGCCAGCUAGGGCGCCAGCAAGCACAGCAGCAAAAGGAGAUCCGGCAAUUCCAGGAGGAAGUGGAAGUCCGCGCGAGAGAAUCUAUGUCACAAUCGGCGGCGCGCUCACGAGCAAUCGAGCGAGCCAGUGAUGAAAGGAUUGUAUAAGAAAGGGGGAAAAAAAGAGACCGUUGAGCUUU
Messenger RNA from Selaginella moellendorffii, 443 nucleotides. RefSeq lists its product as uncharacterized. The transcript is spliced from 2 exons. Gene Ontology annotation, biological process: thylakoid membrane organization. NCBI's taxonomy places the organism in Eukaryota, Viridiplantae, Streptophyta, Lycopodiopsida, Selaginellales, Selaginellaceae. Gene Ontology annotation, cellular component: chloroplast thylakoid membrane. The coding region runs from base 22 to 411 and encodes 129 amino acids. The record is from RefSeq and is a predicted model, not a curated record.